UUGGGUUGGACCCAAACCAAAGUCCACUGGUGCAACGCAAAUUUGUUUCUCGGUUGCUCCCUUACAUACAGUCACACAGAGCUAUCAGGGGAGACACCAAGGAAGAGGUGAGGAGCGAGAUAGAUAGACAGAGCUUAAUGGACUCAACUGGUCUAAGAACCCUAAAUUUCAUUUCUCCUCUCUAUUUCCGUUCCAGAGCUUCGUUCUUUCGCCCAUUUUGGCUUGCAGAAGUCAAAAAGGCGCGUUACCUUCCUCUUUCGUCCCCUUCUCGACGGCUCACCCCGACCCCGCAUUGCUGCUCAUUUGAAAGCAGCGAGUUGAAUUCCCUGCCUCGCGGCGCUGGCCAGGCGGUUAAUGAAAUCUCAAGGGAUAAACUUCUGCAAGUAGUAUUAGUUUCUCCUCAGAUUCCUGGAAACACAGGAUGCAUUGCUAGAACAUGUGCAGCUUCAGCUGUUGGGCUGCACCUUGUUGGGCCAUUAGGAUUUCAGGUGGAUGAUACAAAGCUAAAGCGUGCUGGAUUGGAUUACUGGCCAUAUGUAGUUGUCAAAGUUCAUGCCUCAUGGGCAGAAUUCAGAGAAUAUUUCAGGCAACAGGUUGGGGAAAAGAGGUUAUUGGCAUUUACCAAGAGGGGAACGGCAAUCCAUUCUGGAUUCUCAUACAAACGAGGUGAUUGGCUCGUAUUUGGUUCGGAAACUAGUGGGCUACCAUCAGAAGUCUUGCUCGACUGCAAKAGUGAAGCUUUAGGUGGUGGGACCAUUCGGAUUCCCAUGGUGGAAACUUAUGUUAGAUGUCUAAAUCUCUCUGUGAGCGUCGGAAUUGCUUUAUAUGAAGCUGCUAGACAGCUAAACUACGAGCAGCUUCAAUUCUCAACAGAGACUUGUAUUGAUAGUGAAAAAUCAUUUAUUACUGAAGAUAUUUUUGCUUAAUUUAACUGCAUUGACAUUCUUUACCAAGAAAAAAAAAAGAACUUGGUGGUCACUGAUUUAAAUUUUUUACUUUCACCCACAAGUGAAUUUUCAAAUUUGUAUUGUACUACACAAAAUGUGGCCCACGGCCCACUAAUUAACCAA
Nelumbo nucifera (sacred lotus) is the source of this 1070-nucleotide messenger RNA. RefSeq names its product tRNA (cytidine(34)-2'-O)-methyltransferase (gene AGL26). NCBI's taxonomy places the organism in Eukaryota, Viridiplantae, Streptophyta, Magnoliopsida, Proteales, Nelumbonaceae. The record is from RefSeq and is a predicted model, not a curated record. Gene Ontology annotation, molecular function: RNA methyltransferase activity; RNA binding. Gene Ontology annotation, biological process: wobble position ribose methylation.